Amoebophrya sp. A120 is the source of this 3072-nucleotide messenger RNA. NCBI's taxonomy places the organism in Eukaryota, Dinophyceae, Syndiniales, Amoebophryaceae. The record is from the annotation of a GenBank genome assembly.
AGACGAAGUAGAGAACAAGCUGAAGCUAGUAGUACUUCUGCUAGAAAAAAUAGAAACCAACAAGAGGACGGCGAUCAUGACAACCACACACAAGCAGCACAACAACAUCUGAAUAAUGCCGCGAGAGGGGGCGGCGGAGCACCUGCACCGGUUUCAACAAACGGCGCAGAAGGAGCAAGUGGUAGAGGUGCUGUCGGCGGAGAGGUGGACCCCUCCGAUUUAGAAGAAGACAACGAGCAAGGUAUUCAACUUCAAACGUCGGAAGGACCCUCGACGCAAUCCACGGGGUGGCAGACGUUCGCGCGGACCAGGAGAGAGGGAAGGAGACGGACGCGCGUGUUGACCAGCACAAGUAGUCCGAGUAAUAAUUUAUUUCCACCAUCUUCUGGUUCUCCUGGUCCUGCUGCACCUCCGCGAGGUGGCGGGCAAGAACGGCAACUGAGCAACGGAAGUUCGAGUUAUACCAAAGGCACGAUGGGUUCUUCAACAACCAGGAAGGUCUUUUCAUCCUCAUCUUCCCAGGGCGGGGCGGAGGAGGUCAACACAUUACUAGAGAGUGCUGACAAGUCGUCGGUGAAGGUAGGUGUGGGGCGCGGGUUAUUCCGAGUAAAAACGUCCCCACCCCAGAGUUGUCAUGCAAAUAUGCGUGCCAAAAAAGUUUCUCAUGCAGAGCGCCAUAAGAAGCAUUUUCUUCUCGUGUUUUGGAGUCUGUGAUGAUAGAAUUAGCAUGAUAUGCUAGAUCUGUGAUGCUGCGGACCUGCUAGCUAAACAGGAUUACACUAUGAGGGCAAACUUGUCAUGCGAAACAACAAAAGCUAGUUGAUUUGUCUAGCAGAUUUCCCAUCUUGUUCUUGACCCUGGUGUGGUUAUGUUUUUGCUCAGGAUACGGGUUUGUGCGGAAACUACUCUCCGUGAUGCAGAACAUGCAGAACGGGUACAACACGGUUAUGGGGCCCUGGGCCAGCCACUACAGCAAGUCGGAAGUAGUGGACAAGAUGCCAACUCCCGGCGAACAGCAGGAGCGAGGCGACGAACCGAAUUCCCCGGCGCCCGGAGCAGGGAGGCGUGGGUUGUUCCGAGCGGGGGUCCAGUACACGCCAGCAACCCACCACCCCGCAAAUAAUAACGCGCCCCCCAACAACACCCGGUCGACGGCCACGGCCGAUGCACUAAGGCAGCUGCAGGACCAAUGGAAAAGGCAGGAAACGCCGCAAAGCUGGCCCGACCUGCAGUUCAUGGCGAAGGCCCACGGUGUAUCCUGAGUAAAAACGUACCCACACCAGAGUCAAGUUGGGGAUUUUGCAACACAAACCUAGGACUUUUUGGAGUCACGCAUGACAAGUUGCACUCCGUAGUGUAGUGCAGGUUAGCAAGUGCAGCUGCGUCACAGAUCCGUCUGCUUAUCCUGUUCAUAGCAUCACAAAUUCCAAAACACGACUGAAAAUGUCUACCGUGUGUAUGCGCAUCACAAAUGUCCUUGUCAUUGCAAAUCUGCAUGACAACUCUGGGGUGGGAACGUUUUUCCUCAGGAUACGGUGAGGGAGUGAGCGGAGGUGGAUGUGGGGGAUGUUCAUCUCCGGCGGCCGAAGAGGAUAUGAGAGCCUCAGAAUGGAAAUCCUCAAAGUGGAAAUAAUUUGUGAUGCAUGAAAUGCGACGCAAAAAGCCCUGUAUUGCAGAGGACGCAAUGGAGGCCGACUAUUGUCCUCCGAGGGUUGAAGAAUUGGGGUGCUGUUUAGCACGAGAGAACGGCACCCCUUUGCCUUAACCUGCAUGACAGACAUGCUUUAAGUGCCCGGGAAAUUUGUCAUGCAUCGACUACAAAUGGCUCUUCCACUGGAGUCGUUUUUUUGCAUUACAAAUCAUUUUCACUUUGGGGAUUUGCAACCUGAGGCUUUCAUAGAGGAGGACCACGAGAUUAUGUCAGGCCCAUAUUCUCUUUCUCCCGCUGCACGACGCCCGAAAUUUUUUGGCAAAAAUCAGAAUCAAGGCACUCCUGCUAGUGCGAAGAACGACCAAAAGGAACAGAAUAAGGAAAUGAAGCCGGGUCACUACAUUCUGAAAGUGCUGCAAGUGUACAUGAGCUUUCGGAAGCUGCAGCAAUUUGAUUCCGUCACCAUCGUCGGUCACAGCCUCGGCGGCGCGUGUAUGGCGUUCUCAAGCGUUACAUUCUCAACUGUUACAUGAUUUGUCAUGCAGAAUGAGCAUCAACGUCCACACGCAUGACAAAUUUUUGAAGGGCUAAACAGCAUGGGAAUCUGCGCCAAAUUUGUAAUGCAAGAGUUGCAAGAUCCGCCCUUUCCCUGUUGCCAUUCUUGCAUGACAAAUCCAUGUAACAGUUGAGAAUGUAACAAUUGAGAAUCCCAUAGCGUGCGCGCUGAUGACGCACGCAUUUGCCUGGCUCAGUCGGGAUCUGCCGGAGAAAGUCCGAUAUCAAAUGUAAAAAUGUCUGGGUCUGGAAGAUUGCAACUUGUCAUGCUAAAUCUGCAGCAUGCAAAAAUCUGUGUUGCAUGAUUACCAAAAGUCGUCCAGUUUUGACCAAGUCGGGAGGUAGUUUCUCAUGCAGGAUAGGCAUUAAUAAGGUCUCGCAGAAUCUGUCAUGCUAGGUCCUGCAUUCCAGACCUCAUGGGUCAUGGAAAAGCAGCAUGACAAGUCUCGAACUCUUCCAGACCCAGACACUUUUACAUUUGAUAUCCAACCGGAUCAAGAACUACAGCCGGUGCUAGUAUCAAAUGUAAAAAUGUCUGGGUCUGGAAGGUUGGAACUUGUCAUGCUAAAUCUGAAGCAUGCAAAAAUCUGUGUUGCAUGAUUACCAAAAGUCGUCCAGUUUUGACCAAGUCGGGAGGGAGUUUCUCAUGCAGGAUAGGCAUGAGAGAGAUCGCACAGAGUCUGUCAUGCUAGGUCCUGCAUCCCAGACCUCCAGGGUCAUGGAAAAGCUGCAUGACAAAUCGCGCAAUCUUCCAGACCCAGACAUUUUUGCAUUUGAUAGCUAGCGCAGCAGUACUACUCGGAAUGGUCCACCACAGGAAGCAAAUCGAGCACCGACAGGCUAAAUGCACUUGUUCUCGGCAGUAG